Diatraea saccharalis (sugarcane borer) is the source of this 888-nucleotide messenger RNA. The record is from the annotation of a GenBank genome assembly. Lineage: Eukaryota; Metazoa; Arthropoda; Insecta; Lepidoptera; Crambidae.
AUGCCGAAAGGAAUAAAAGAAAGAAAAGAAAAACCCCCGGCAAUGUUAAGCUGUCUCGCUCGCAUAAAGUCUAUCAUGGCAUAUACCAAGGACUCCAUGUUGCCUGCAUAUCACUUGUACGCCGACUUCUGCCAAGAGACCACAUUACAUGGGAUGAAGCAUUCUGUACAGCCCAGGGUCCAUUGCUGUGAAAGUUGGUGGAGCGCUUUCCCCGCCAUCACCGCCUGCUUCAUACAACGAAUCGAUCCAGAGAAAGCAAGAGUGAUCAUCGAAACUUAUUGGAACGUCAGCGAAGAGUCUGACCCUGAUAAGUAUGAUUACUAUCAAGGGUUCCUGGAGCUGAUUGCCGAUGUCUCUUUUCGGACGAACUUGCAAAAUUUUUGGAAAUACCAGAACGAUAAUACCGUGAAGGAUAUGGACUUGAUGGAGCUGGCUAGUAAAAUACAUCCUAGCAAUAUACUGAAAGUUAUGGUUUCUAGGUCUACUGGUGAGAAGCUGCACUGGACACCGGUGAUGACCGAAGUGGGAAUGUGUGUAUCAUUCAACUCAUUGUACGCGAAAUUCCAGCACAUUCAGAAGGAUGACGUGCGGGAGAAACAGUCUCUCCAACAGUUCCACUAUCUCACGGGUCAGUGCUAUAUCAGAGUACACUCGCUGAGAAAAUCCGUCAGGUACUUCAUCCAUUCUCCCUACGAGAUACCAACUGCUAUCUCCAAUCCUACGGGGGAGGUGACGCCGGGCGAGGAACUUGUUAUAGACUACAAGGAGGUGGAGAUCCAGGCUUCGGAGGAGUUGCGACAGCUGAGACCAGACCAGCGUCGCUGCCGCUAUUCGGACGAGUGGAUCAGCGAUUCCAUCAGGGUAAUAUUGAUUGAAUCAGUGGCAUAG